GCCUGUCACUGCCACUCCGGAGAGCCACCAUGGCGCACGGCGGGCCACGCGUGUCCCUCGCAGCCGCCGCCACCGCCGUGGCCUCCCGCCUGCCUCCUCCUCCGCUGCUGCUGCUGCUGCUGCUGCUGGGCUCCGCCGCCGCUCUGCGCUGCGCCGAGCCCUGCGCCCCCCCCGGUCCCGCGGCGCCCGGCCGGGGGGCGCGGAGCACGGCCGGGGGGCGGCGGAGCACGGCCGGGGAGGCGGCGGGGGGCGGCCGCGCCGGGAGAGCAUCCCCCGCGGCUGGGGGCCGGGAGCGGGUGGCCCUGCUCAGCACCUCCUUCGUGCUCAAGGGGGACGCGGCUCACAACCAGGCGAUGGUGCACUGGACGGGAGAGAACAGCAGCGUGAUCCUGAUUCUUACCAAGUAUUACCAUACUGACAUGGGAAAAGUGCUGGAGAGCUCUUUGUGGAGAUCCUCAGAUUUUGGGACGUUAUACACAAAGUUGAAUCUGCAGCCUGGGAUUGCCACUGUUAUUGACAAUUUCUACAUUUGUCCCACCAACAAAAAGAAGAUCAUUCUUGUAAGCUCUUCGCAUAAUGACCGUGACCAAAGCCUUUUCAUAAGCACAGAUGAAGGAGCUACUUUCCAGAAACAACCUAUUACUUUUUUUGUGGAAACUCUCCUUUUUCACCCAAAAGAAGAAGACAAAGUGCUUGCUUACACAAAGGAAGGCAAGGUUUACGCAUCUAUUGACUUGGGGAAAAAAUGGACUCUUCUGCAGGAGCGAGUUUCAAAAGAUCAUAUUUUUUGGGCCGUUGCUGGAGUUGAUGGAGACCCUGAUUUAGUUCAUAUGGAAAUCCAGGACCCCAGUGGAGGUUAUCGCUACAUCACUUGCCAGAUGCAAAAUUGCUCUGAUAAGACAAUGACAGUCCAGUUUGCUGGUAGCACUGAUCGGGAUUCCCUGACUGUGCAGGAUGACUACAUAUUUCUUCAGACAACAUCAGCAAAUCGGACAAAGUAUUACGUAUCUUACCGUCGAAAUGGCUUUGUACAGAUGAAGUUGCCAAAAUAUGCAUUGCCAAAAGAUUUACAGAUAAUCAGCACAGAUGAAAACCAGGUAUUUGUGGCUGUUCAGGAAUGGUACCAGACAGACACAUACAACCUGUACCAGUCUGACCCACAAGGUGUUUACUACUCCAUCCUGCUGGAGAACGUCCGGAGCACAAAGCAACCGGAAGAGAAUGUCCUGAUAGAUAUUCUGGAGGUCAGAGGUGUAAAAGGAGUCUUUCUGGCUAACCAGAAGAUUGAUGGGAAAGUUACAACUCUGAUAACCUACAACAAAGGCCGUGACUGGGAUUUUCUAAACCCUCCAGACAUUGAUAUGAAUGGCAAACCGACAAACUGCAAACCUCCUGAUUGCUACCUUCACCUCCAUCUCCGCUGGGCAGACAAUCCGUAUGUGUCAGGAACAGUCCAUACAAAGGAUACUGCACCAGGGCUCAUCAUGGGGGCAGGUAACCUGGGGUCACAGCUGGUUGAGUAUAAAGAAGAAAUGUACAUCACAUCUGACUGUGGGAACACGUGGCGUCAGGUCUUUGAAGAAGAGCAUCACAUCUUGUACCUGGACCAUGGCGGAGUUAUCGUGGCUAUCAAAGACACCUCCAUCCCACUGAAAAUACUCAAGUUCAGCAUAGACGAAGGCCAGACUUGGAGUACACAUAAUUUUACCAGCACUUCAGUCUUCGUAGACGGAUUACUAAGUGAACCUGGAGAUGAGACACUGGUCAUGACAGUCUUCGGACACAUUAGUUACCGUUCAGACUGGGAACUUGUGAAGGUGGACUUCAGGCCAUCCUUCCCCAGGGAGUGUACUGAUGAUGACUAUGAAUCCUGGGAUCUCACAAAUCUACAGGGUGAUCAAUGCAUCAUGGGUCAGCAGAGGAGCUUUCGGAAGAGGAAGAUUUCAUCAUGGUGCAUUAAAGGGAGAAGUUUCACGUCAGCUCUCACAUCCAAAGUCUGUGAAUGCAUGAGCUCUGAUUUCUUAUGUGAUUAUGGGUUUGAGCGCUCUGCACCUCUAAAGUCACAGUCUAGCAAGUGUUUCGCUGACUUUUGGUUUAACCCAGAAGCACCUCCGGAAGACUGUGUGUUGGGGCAGGCAUACACCAGCAGCACUGGGUACAGGAAAGUUGUUUCUAAUGUGUGUGAAGGUGGCGUAGACCUGCAGCAGAACUUAGCACAGCAUAUGUGUCCACUGAUUGCUCCCAAGGGACUUCAGAUCAGCAUCAGAGGAGAAAGCCUGGCUGUUAAGCCUGGGGAAGACAUCACCUUCAUUGUCAGACAAGAGCAGGGUGACAUAUUGAAUACCAAGUACCAGGUAGAUCUUGGUGAUGGCUUUAAGGCAAUAUAUGUGAACCUUACAAUGACUGGAGAACCCAUUCGUCACCGCUAUGAGAAUCCUGGGAUUUACCGUGUCUCGGUGAAGGCUGAAAAUGUUGCUGGGCGCGAUGAGGCUGUGGUGUUCAUCCAAGUUAACUCUCCACUGCAGGCUUUAAAUUUAGAAGUGGUUCCAGUCAUUGGCAGAAACCAGGAGGUGAAUCUGACAGCCAUCAUAUUGCCCAAGAAUCCUAAUUUGACAGUCUUCUACUGGUGGAUAGGAAACAAUCUUCAGCCACUUCUUACAUUGGACAAUUUUCUGGUAACGAAGUUUGCUGUGACAGGUGACAUCAGAGUGACAGUGCAAGCUUCCUGUGGGAACUCCAUGCUUCAGGAUUCAAAAGUUGUCCAUGUUUUUGAUCAUUUUCAUGUUCUUCCUCUGAAGUUUACUAAGCACCUGGACAUGUACAACCCCGACAUACCAGAGUGGAGGGAAGACAUAGGACGGGUAGUAACACGACUUCUUGCAAAGGAAACCAAUAUACCCGAAGAAACACUUAUGACAGUUGUGAAACCUGGUCUGCCCACAACUGCUGACUUGCAUGUGCUGCUACCAGCAAACCAGCCUAAAAGGAAGAGGAGUGUAACUAGUGAUAAGAGAAUAGCAACUAUAAAGCAGGCCUUGAAUGCACACAACAUCAGUUUCUUUCUGAGGGGAGGAUAUUGGGUCUUGGUGACCUUAGCGGACUCCGAUUCAGACUCUCAGAGGAUUGGAGGAGGCAGUAGCUACUGGGCUAUUGUGGUUCUCUUUGUUAUCUGUCUAGUUGCAGUUGGGGCUUUCAUCCUCUACAAGUUCAAAAGGAAACUGCCAGGCAGGAAUGUCUAUGCCCAGAUGCACAACGAAAAAGAACAGGAGAUGACAAGCCCUGUCAAUCAUAGUGAGGACACCCAGAACAUCAUCCAGGGUGAGGAGUUUAUUGAUGAUGAUCUGGACUCUCAAACACUAGGUAACGCAAGAGUGACUCCUUCUGGGAGAAGUGGCAACUUGAACAGCUACAGAGUUCCCCUAUUGCUGAUGCCGGUCAGUGUCCAGUCCCAGGCAAUCACUCAGGCGUGGUUUUGAGCAUCAACUCCAGAGAGAUGCACAGUUACCUGGUUAGCUGAUAUUUACAGCUGAACACAAAAACCGAAAGACUCUUCUCUGUAUUGUUUUAUUUUUCCCUGGUGAUGUCACAAAAUUGCGAAUAUGGCUGUAAAUGCUGGUGGAGAGAAGGUUCCCUAACAGUCCCGUGGAAAAAAGGCGUCCAUCAUCAGUUACCAGGGGAGAAGGAUAAUACGUCUUGCGUUCACUCUAUGGCCUGGGAACUCGUUACAAUUCAAAUUCAAACUAUGGUAGCAAAUUUGUAGCCCUAGGCACAUUCAAUGCCACCUUCCUUUUUUCUUUUCCUGUAUAUGUUCUAGUUCUCUAUGUUUAUUUUUAGGAUGAUUGACUGUAACUUUUUAACUAUGUUUUUAACUGAGGUAUGUAUUCAGUGGAAGGCUGGGACUCUUCAGCCUGAAAAGGUGAUUUCUAAACAAGUGACUAGACCAGAAUAGAUGGUUUUCACGAUGACAUUGUGUCAGAAGGCCAUAACUCAGCAGUGGUUCUGUACUGGGAGAGGACUGAGCAAGGAGUCCUAUGUACUCCUAGGCCAUACAAGCUCUUAACUUAAAAAUGUGUGAGACAAUCUAAUGAAUUUAUGCUUACGCCCUUCUGUGGGUUACAGGAAGUAAAGUGUUAAUUAGGAUAUCUCGUAAUUAUAGGAUAAUUCUCCUUUAAGUGUAGCAAGUCCUGACAAACCAUCAGCAUAGGUAUGUCCCCCGAUCCUACCGUGUGAAAGAGAAACACCAGCGUGAAGCUUUUCCCAGACCAGGUGCCUUCACUUGCAGACAGUCAUUUCAUUUGCUCUCCUCUUGUCUUCUGAGCGAGCACCUCUAGGACGAUGGCAGCUGCCAGAUCAGUUAUCAUGUAAAAAAAAAAAAAAAACGGUGCUGAUGGCCUGUUUCUUUUUAAAUUUCCAGAGAGUGUAAAUACCUCUUUAGGUUGCUUUCUUUGUAUGGUUAUUUUUUAAAAAAUUGCCAUUAGGGCAGAGAUGCCGGGAAGGUCAGAGCUCUCCUCCAGGUGGAACACCACAGUCCCCUUCCCACCCGUGUCACCCCUGGGACUUUCCCUGCCUUUGGGCCGUUGGAGGCAGGGGUGGGCAAACCCUGACCUGAACUCUGCUUGGGUUGCUCUGACAGUCUGUAGGGCCCUGGGGAGGACCGGUUGUGGUUUCAGAGUUCGUAUUUCCUUUCUCUCACCACAGGGUGUCACUCGGUCCCUAGCACAGCACUGGUCCCUACGCCUGCAGGUUGGGCAGUGGGGCUUCUGAAGGAGCAUCCUGCAGAAGGUCUCGGGGGUCAGCCUGGAGGUUCCCCACCCCAAAUUUGUGAUCAGCUCAGAGUUUCCAAAUCCCAACCUCUGCACCCCCAGGCAGAGGCAGUGCAGUGAAUCCGCACGUCGCUGCAGGUUUCCCUGAGGUUGAUGGAGCCGUGUAGGAAAUGGACUGUGGUGUGAUGAGUUCAAACAUCUGGCAUCCUUUGUGUCACAGCUGCCUGGAAUUAGGACGCUCCUCUCAGCAACCUAUAUAAUCUCUUCACUUUUUGCCUUCAAUAGAGAAUAAAUAGCUCUUUACUCAGUGAAUGUCAUACCGAUGCUACUGGCAAGCUCCCACACCACCUUGCUUAAGGAGGAUACAGAUAGCUAUCUGCAUCUUUCUGAAUAAACAAACAGUAAAUAAUGAGCGCUGGCAAGACAGAAAAGACCUGUCUUUAAAUUACCCCAUGCAUUGGAGUUAUUCUUCCAUGUAGCUGUUGAUGGCCUAAAGCAUAUGUUUGUCAAAUGCAACAGACUGGGAUGUAGUAAUUCAGUGCAGUACUGUAGGCUCUCACAAACCCUACAGGAUGUAUGUGUAAAGCACAAGAAAUUCUAGUUUAGAAACGUAAUGUAAGGACCUGGGUGGAAAAGUUAAAGAUUCUGAAAGUGCUUGCAAACUGCUCAGGAAAAUAAUUUCCAAAAUCUUUCAAAAAAAAAAAAAAAGCCUAUGUAGUGGUAGAGUGCUGUGCAAAUUGAUCCAGAGAGGAGCAGUGCUCUAGCUGAUGUGUAUGCAGGAAGGACCGUGCUUAAAUCCAAGGUGUUACAUGUGUCUGAGUCUGCAUUUCUUGAAGAGAAGUGCAAAUACAAAAUGUGCUCUGCAUUGGAAACUCUCAGGGUUGUUGCACCAGAGGCUUCCCCUUCUCACCAGCUCUUUCUAGUGGGAAUGAGCUGGAAAAGAGUAAAAUAGUAUUGCAAACAGCUUGCUUAUACCUGUGAAAUAAAUCUGUAGUAGGUAUGGGGCAGGUGAGUAGGGGGAUUAGCCUCAUGAACAAGGAGUAGGAUGGAAAUCCUAGUUUGGGAUCGUUCUUCCACAGAUUAUCUGAUUAGUGAAGGACACUGUUGGAACUAGGUCAUACAUCUAAUUUAUGCUUUAACAACUACUUUUAUAUAUGUAAUACAGGGUGAUUUGUGUCUCUGACAACAGGAGUCUUUUGGAAAACCGUAGAAUAUUUAACUGCUCGAUACUCUAAUUAGCACAGCACAAUAUAGUGCCUGUAAUAAUGUUUUUCAAAGCUAAUUAAUCUGAUUCAUGCAGCACUUGUGUGAGGUUGGUUUGUCAUGUCUUAAAAGCACUGUUUUCUAAAGAGAUGUCAGUAUCGCCGUAACUGUAUUAGCAAUACCCAGCAUAUAAUAAAGGAAGCCUUUGAUUCCUUGGAAAAAAUAACUUUAAAAUGAGUUAUUAUGAAAUUGAGAAAAAUACCAUGCCCAUUUUCCCAUUCAUGGUUUAUCUUUAAAUGAAAAUUCUCACAGCACUAGGUUUUGAAUCUCUUGAACUACAUCCAGGACAUCUUAGCAUUUUAAAGGCUAUGUAAAUAUAUAUACAUCCUUGAUAUAUAUCUAAAAUCCUCUUACAUGCAUAUGCAGAACAGAGAGUUCUUUCUAUGCGCAAAUGCUAGGCACACAUGUAUGCAUUUGUACAUGCAGUAUUCGUAUGUACUCCAGUUAAACUUGUUAUUGAGGAAGGGUGAUUUGAUGGCUAAGAAAUGGAAGAUGGGUGUCAGGUACCUAGAUUCUGUACCCAGACUUUGGACAAGCUACUUAACCUGUAUGUGCCUCAGUUUCCCCACCUGUAAAAUGGGGCUGAUAGUAAUUAUGUACCUCACAGGAGCAUUGUGAAGCUAAAUUAAUUACUGUUUGUUCAGCACCUUUAGAGUGAAAUAAUUAUGUGAGUAUAUAAUAUUAAUAGUCUAGCUUUCUUUUUUCUUUUUUUUUUUUUUCUUACUAUUGCUGUAAUUUAAGGUAGUAUACUGAAACCAAUCACAAUUAUAUGUAAACAUAAAAAAUCCAUAAACGAAACAGGUACAUAACUGUUAAAAAGAAGAAAAGAAAAAAAUAAAAGAAAAAAAAGGUAAUUUCAGUUGAAAGCUGUUAUUGGACCAUAUGCAGAGUAGCAUUGCAACAUGGGCUGUGAUCUUGCUAAUUUGCAUCACAGUAUCUUAAACUUACUUUCUGCAGUGUUAUUUGGUCAAAAGCCUAAUACAAUGGGUACAAUGAUACCUAUCAGCAUUGACACUGAACUAUACUAAAACCAGAAACAACAAAACUGGUAUUGUAUUGGUAUCAUUUAGAACUUGUGGCCUUCUUAAACUCGCAUGUAUUUGCAAGUUCAAAAACACCUGGUACUUCUAAGAAUGCUUCAAGGAGUUCUGAUACGAAGCCAUCAAGAUUUACAGUUGUUAACUGUAGUUUCCCUUUUGACACUGGAUGUUUGAGACAGCUUUAGGAUCGUCUACUCAUAUAACGUGUUCAGAAAUGCUCAGAAGACAUUUACAGACACCCACACACAGUGUAAAUUAAUUUCUUAAAAAUGAAAGCAAUAUAAACCAAUGUAUAUUUUUAUACCCUUUAUAAGAUGGUGGUGGAAGCAACUGUGAAGAAAUAGAAGAUGCCAGCCUGAGGCAAGAUGUUGUUAUAGCUCCAAUUGAUACCCAAUUUCUUUGAACUCUUUGAGGAUAUUCUCAUUGAAUAUUAUAUUAUUCUUGACGAGUUUUCUGCUUUCACUGACCAGUGAGAGCAGCAUUCAUUCACGUAAAGUAGAUGAUUUGUUAAAUUACUGUCCUAUAGACAGACAGAGACAAAUCAAUGUUUUGUGAUUACUAGCUCAUAGUACAAAGCAGAUUUCAGCUGACGUUGUUAUGUUGGUUAUCUGUUUUAAGUCUGCUGAGAAAUCCCUUUAGUGGGAAUACUCUAUUAUGGCAUGUCGCUUCUUUAAUAGAGAGUAGCAGAAUGGAACUGCAUUGGUUUCUAUCCUCCUUACAUAAAUACAUGCUCAAAGAUAUAUAUAUAUAUAUAUAUAUCAUUUUUAAUAAAUUUACUGCCUUAGUUUGUAGUAGCUUUUUGAUGACAAAGCAAUGAUUCUGGUAUGUUUUGAAUUUUGACGUUAUUUAAAUUUGAAUACAACGUUGCUAAGUCAGUAGCAUUGAUGACAAUGUCAGUUGAAGGUUUUUCCUUUGUUUUCUCUAAAACUAUGAUGUGGCUGUUUGUUUUAAUGCGGCUUUGGGGAAAAGAAGACCAGAAUUUUUAUUUCAUUAUUGAAUUAUUUACAGUUGGAGUUGCUUUUAUAUGUCGAUUGAUAUUGCUGUGUUGUUUCCAACUUCAUUUUAAUUUCAGAGUUUUAGAAGAAAGUGCAAAUUUCUCUCAAAAUACUGGCUUACCAUCAGAAAGAAAUUUAUUAGCAUUUACCUUUAUAAAUAUUAGUUUUUGAGAUGCAAAACUUUGAUGGAUAUUCUAGACGAUCGUAGCUUCCUAGCAUAUUUUCUCUAUUCUAGCCCCAAUUGCUUAUUUAUUCUACAACUUUCUUUGAGACUGGCAUAUAGCCUAAUCUUACUAGUCUGUGAAAGUCUUUCUAAAACUUACAUUAGAAGAACAUUUAAGUGCCUAGAAGUAGUUAAAGCGUCUGCUUAGAACAUUUUUAUAACAUUGUCUUAUAUUUUCAUAUUCUUUAUUUCCUUUCAGUAUUUCAGUAUUAGCCCUCUGACUGCCAUUUAAAUAAGUGUUUAUUCCUUUUGUGGUUACAUAUAUAAUGUUUUUCACUUAUUUUCAGACUACAGUCAUCAAAGUGACAAGUUUUGAAGUAUCUCAGACCUCCAGUUAGCUUUUGCAAUUAGAAGCUGAGCCCUGCAGUCUUCGGAAAAUAUCAAGCUGUGCACUCUUUAAUUUUUUAAUCUUCUUUCAUAAGUCAGCCCUCCUACCUGGCUGACCGCCUCUGCAGCUUUUCUUCCCUUUCUUUUUGCUACCUCCAGCUGGUGGGAGUGCAGAAGGGUUUCACAAUGCCUAGAUAGCCUACAAGUCGAUUCCCAAAUUUGAACAGGAACUGUUUGAUGGACUAUUUUUUUUUUUCCUUUCAUUUCAAAUAUUUUGCAUAGAGUGCAGAGGACUAUAUAUACUGUCAGGGAAAUAAAGACUAGUAAUCUGCACAAAUUGUUCUUCAUAAUGGUCUGAAGACUAAAGAAUGUAUUUUCAGAAUUUUUUUUUCCUGAAAUUGAUACCUACAGUAAGUUAGUUUCAUGUUUUUUAAUAUGCAAGGUCUUAUUUCUUUAAGUCUUCAGUACUUCACUUUUUUUCUCCUGUUAAAUGGAGUAACAAAGUAUGUAAAAUGUGAAUUGUAAAGCAAUGUAUGACCAACUGAAAGAUUUUCAUUGUUUUCAUCUCUCCUUUUUUUUUUUUCUUUGUUUUAGGCUUGUCAGAAUUACUAUUUUCAGCUAGUUUACAAGACAGUAGCUGUGGUGAUCUUCUGGAGACAGUAUUUAAGACAAGAAAUACUGGAAGGCUUAGAAAUACAUAUUCUGUAUGCACGAUAUAGCCCUGUAGGCAGUGCUAGGCUAUGAAUAUGCUGGACAAAACGACAUUCUUAUCAAAGAGGUGUUAUGGUUUAUAUUCAAAUAUUCUCUUUUAAUAUAUGUAGAUAUAAAAUAUCUCUUCAAAUACAUAUACUUAAUUGCAUAUUCUUGUCCCUCCCUCUUUUAGGUUAGUUUUGUUUUUAGGAAUGACAUUUAGUAGUCGUGAAGAAAAAGUAGAUUGUUUCCUUCACACAAGUAAUUUAGUUUAAAAUUAUUUCCUUGCAACACAUUGAAAGCAUUAUGUAAACUUGAGCUUUAUUAAUCAGACUUGAUUUCUGAGGUUCUGUAGAAUUUGCAUCUUUAUAACAAUUUGUUGCAAUGCAGUGGACAUAAAGGCUCGUUGUGCAGCAAUAAUACAUGCAGCAGUAGAUGCCUUUGAUGCACAUAUUUUUAAUGCUAUAAUGAGUUUAUUGAUCGCCGGUAAAUUCAGGCAUUCCAAGUAAAUUUCUUAGCAUGUCUUAUAUUCCUAUGUAAUUUGUUGCUAAUUUUAGCCAGCUUUUGGUACUUAUAUUUAUUUCUGUCUGACACUGUCUGCUCUUGCAGAUCAAAGGGCAAGAAUUGGCUUAUUCUCCUUAAACAUAUAUAUAUAUUCAUUCACACCAUUUGCUUGUUAAGUUAAAAGAGUUUAGAAAGUAAAUCUUUCUGAAAUUGUGAAAGCAAUGCUUUUUAAUGAGAACAGCUCGUACAGAAAAAACAGCAGACUUGUAUCCACAUGUUUUUUGAGACAGACAGUGUUGUUAUGGAUUAUGAACGGGCAGGACUAUACAGAAGGUGUACAUCCAAAACAGCAGUAGGCAAUUCACAAAUGGUAAAACUAGAGAACUUUUUAAUACGCUAUUUAUAUGCCCCAGAUUCACAGAAGGACAUUUAAAUGGCUACAGUUACAGAAUAUCAUCACAAACAUAGGAAAACGCUCAAUUUACCAUCUCUACUUACUGGUGAAUGCACUGCUCUUUUUUUUUUUUUUUUUUUUUGUGGUUUAUCUUUUGAGGUGCUGCCUUCAGAGAGGUGACCUGCAUUGUUUAAUGCUUGGAACUUUUUGAUAAGUAAUUGGUGACACUACAUAGAAAAAUUUAUCUGAAUUUCCAUUCUCUUUUGUUUUUCCUCAGUAAUUGGUGAUACUAUAUAGAAAAAAUUAUCUGAAUUUCCAUUCUCUUUUAUUUUUCCUUGUUUUCCCUCCAUACUCUUUUUUUCUCCUGCUGUUCUGUUUCAUUAUUGCUGCUACCUGUUGCUCUGCCUUGCCUGCCACCUCCUUCUGAUGACAGUUCUCCACAGUCCACUUUUCUUUCUUCCUUGCAUUUGUUUUGCUUUGUGUUCUGUUUCUGUCUGUGUCUUGAAUGCUAACAAGAGGAAUCACCAUCUCUUCCCCAUCCCUGUCUUUUCUCUCAGCUCUGGUGUAUUAUCGCAGCUGAUGUACUUCCCUACGCUUUGGCUCUCUGCAUUUUCUUCUCCUUUCUUUCCCACUUUCAUUUCUUUUAAUAUUUUCAUGUUAAAUUUUGGCUCUCGUUUUCUCUAAAUCUUUCUGGAACUCUUCCCUUUUGCCAUUCCUGCCCUUCUCUCAUCUCCUUGGCCCAGGGAGCAGAUACUUCUUCCUGAAAUUGGGAUCAGUGUUGUCCUCCUUGGAGGAGUGAUAAACUAUAACCACCAUUUUCUCUCUUGACCUUACUGUCUCUCUUCAUUGGAAGAAAUACAUUUAAUUGGCAGACAACUAAACCCAUGAUCUACCAAAUACCCCCUUCUGGCUCACUUCAGGUUACGAGGAUGAGACAUGGUGUUUACAUGAGCCUUCUGGAGCACAGCAAGGGCUGGCUUUCUUUGCCUGCCCUUCAAACUGGCAGAUACAGGGCAGCAGCAAAGUUGGGCAGGGACAUCCUGACAGCCACUAGGCUGUGUAUGUAUUUCAGUAUGGGCUGCUGAGAACCAAGAUACUACAUAGCCUUUUAGAUAUAAUGGUACAACCUGAAGAUGAAGAAUAGGUGAGAUAGAGGCCAUUGCUAUAGGGAAAAGAAGGACCAAGGACCAGUCUUCUUGGGAAUAGUUUGUCGGGUUUGUAUGCAACCUUUCCUGGAUGCAGAGGCAAAUAGCUUUCUCUUAAGCUCAUUAAUAUGCAAGUUUAAGCUGUAACCAUAUGGGUUUGGUGGAAUCUUCUUGUGGAGGAGCUUG
Molecule: messenger RNA, 11530 nt
Organism: Cygnus olor (mute swan)
Lineage: Eukaryota; Metazoa; Chordata; Aves; Anseriformes; Anatidae
Gene: SORCS2
Product: sortilin related VPS10 domain containing receptor 2
Exons: 28
Coding region: 30-3476 (1148 amino acids)
Cellular component (GO): membrane
Molecular function (GO): protein binding
Source: RefSeq, a predicted model, not a curated record